Molecule: messenger RNA, 180 nt
Organism: Symbiodinium natans
Lineage: Eukaryota; Dinophyceae; Suessiales; Symbiodiniaceae
Source: the annotation of a GenBank genome assembly
AUGUGUCCGAGGAACCCCUUCGAUCAUGAACAAGUUCACCUUGCCUUUGAUGUGUGCACAUCUGGGGCUCAGCACUCUGUGGAUCGACUUGGAUGUUUUCCUUAUGGCCGACCCAACUCCAGCGGUUUUGGAGCAUGCAGCGCGCGGGCCGUACGACCUUCUGGUGUCGGGAUCGUUUGA